This is a messenger RNA of Quercus robur (English oak), 7359 nucleotides long. Its product is annotated as nuclear pore complex protein GP210. The transcript has 41 exons. The record is from RefSeq and is a predicted model, not a curated record. NCBI's taxonomy places the organism in Eukaryota, Viridiplantae, Streptophyta, Magnoliopsida, Fagales, Fagaceae. Gene Ontology annotation, molecular function: RNA binding. The coding region runs from base 124 to 7044 and encodes 2306 amino acids.
GGGUUUCCAUUUUUUCUCUGUUCAAAAUUUUCAGCUCAAGCUCUUCUUCUACACAAUGCUCACUCACUGCUCAGCUCCAAAAUAAUAUAAAGUCUCAAACUUCUACUUUUUCCCACUACUGCUAUGCCAUGCUGUGGCGUAGACUCGAUGCGCUCCAAUAUGUUGUACCUCACAGUACUACUCACUCUUCUUCUAGUGUUGGACACAACGACGUCGUACUCAGGCUCAGGCCCUCACAUCGCCGAUGUCAAUUUACUCUUACCUCCCAAAAUGACUCAUCCUGUUGAGUACAGGCUUCAAGGAAGCGAUGGCUGCUUCAAAUGGUCGUGGGAUCAUCAUGAUGUUCUGUCAGUAUUACCCGAGUACAAUUCGAGCAAUCACUGCUCGACGAGUGCGAGGCUGAGGUCGAUUGCUACUUAUAGCGGUCGAAAGGAGACUGCUGUUUAUGCUACUGAUGUUCGCACUGGGGUCGUGAUUCGUUGCAAAGUUUUUAUUGACAAUUUCUCUAGAAUUCAGAUAUUUCAUAACUCUAUCAAGCUUGACUUAGAUGGACUCGCUACUCUCCGUGUCCGCGCCUUUGAUAGCGAAGAUAAUGUGUUCUCGUCACUAGUGGGCUUACAAUUCAUGUGGCGUCAGAUGCCUGAAACUGAUGGAUUGCCUCAUCACCUUGUCCAUGUUCCGUUGAAGGAUUCUCCGCUAAGUGACUGUGGUGGAUUGUGUGGGGACUUAGAUAUCCAAAUACAACUUGAAGAUAGUGGUGUAUUUUCAGAUUUAUAUGUUGUAAAAGGAGUUGAAAUCGGCCAGGAGAUUGUUUCUGUGCAUUUGCUUGAGCCUGGAUUAAAGCAUAUGGCUGAUAGGAUUGUUCUGACUGUAGCAGAAGCCAUGUCACUUGAACCUCCCUCACCUGUUUUUGUCCUCAUUGGUGCUGCUGUUCGUUAUAGGCUUAAAGUUAUACGUGAAAAUAUUCCUCAAGUGGUCAUUUUACCAUCUCCACAUCAUCGAUGGUCUGUUUCAAACUCUUCAGUUGCUCAAGUGGACUCUAUGAUGGGAUUAACAAAAGCACUAGACUUAGGGGUAGCAACUGUUGUGGUUGAAGAUACAAGGGUUGUUGGCCAUGUACAAGUUUCAUCCCUUAAUGUUGUUGUACCAGAUUCUUUAUCGUUAUAUAUAGCAUCAUUUUCUACUUCUGGCGAUCCUUUAGAAGGAGUGAAAACCAUUCCAUCUGUGGCACGUUGGUAUGUCGUUUCUGGCCGUCAAUAUCUCAUACAAAUGAAGGUCUUCUCACAAGGGCCUGAUGCACAAGAAAUUUACAUUACAGAGAGUGAUGAUGUUAAGUUGUACGAUAACCAGUCAGAGUACUGGAGAACUUUUUUGGUGCCUGAUGAUAUUGCAGUAAAACAUAGUUGGCAGACUAGAAUCCUGAAAGCCACUUCACAGGGACUGGAUAAGUUGAUGGCUUCUUUGACAUAUUUUACCGGGCAUCAAGAAACAAAGGAGGUUCUCAAAGUUGUGCAAGAAGUCAAGGUUUGCAAUCAAGUGAAAUUUAUUUUAGACAAAAGAAGCGGUAUCACACAAAGCAUUCUCCUUCCCUGGGCCCCAACUGUUUAUCAGGAGGUGGAGCUAAAGGCCACAGGAGGCUGUGCAAAGGCUUCUAGUGACUACAAAUGGUUUUCUUCAGACACAGCUACUGUAUUGGUAUCUGCUUUAGGGAUUGUCCAGGCCAAGAAGCCUGGUAAAGCUACUGUUAAAGUGAUAUCUGUUUUUGAUGCAUUGAAUUAUGAUGAGGUGGUGAUUGAAGUUUCCAUCCCCUCAUCUAUGGCUAUGCUUCAUAGCUUCCCCGUAGAGACUGUUGUGGGAUCACAUCUUCAAGCUGCUGUAACAAUGAAAGCAUCAAAUGGUGCCUAUUUUUAUAGGUGUGAUGCUUUUUGCUCCUUCAUUAAGUGGAAAGCUGGAAGCAAGUCUUUCAAUAUUGUCAAUGCAACAGGGGAGAAACCUGUCUUGGACAUGGUAGAAAAUUUUGAGCUCUAUGCAUCAUUAAAUGGUCCUCCAUGCUCUUGGACCCGUAUAUAUGCUUCCGGUCCUGGUCGAGCUAUGUUGCAUGCCACUCUAUCAAAAGAUUAUCACCAUGUUGAUAACUCAUUACAAGGACCUAUUGUCUUAAAAGCAUCUACACGUAUCGCAGCAUACCCACCACUUAUCAUUUGUCAGUUAGGGGAUGGGAGCCAGUUUGGUGGUUAUUGGUUUGAUUUGGCUCAAGCUGAAGCUCAAAAUCUAUUGGAAAAUUUGGAUAAAUUUUAUCUUGUUCCUGGAACACAUUUAGAUAUCAUGCUUCUUGGUGGACCUGAAAAGUGGGAUAAAGGUGUUGACUUCAUUGAAAACGUUGAAACUUUGGAUGAAGGGCAUGGUCCUGUUCAGAACGGAGUUCUUGUGAAUCAGCUAUCUGGCAACAAUAGUAGUGUGUACAGAGUUUUAUGUCAAAUGCUAGGAAACUUUAAACUUGUUUUCAAACAUGGUAAUUUGGUUGGGGAUGACCAUCCUCUGCCUGCAAUAGUAGAAAUUUUGUCAUCACUUUCAUGUGGCUAUCCUUCCUCAAUUGCACUAAUAGCCGACGAACCUGUAAAUGAGCGCAAUGUUAUACAAACUGCAAUUCAAGCUGACCGCAGCUCAGGACGAAUUCGAGUCACCCCUGUGACUGUGGCAAAUGGACGCACUGUUCGAAUAGCUGCAGUUGGCAUAAGUAACACUGGAGAACCUUUUGCAAAUUCAUCUUCUCUUUGUUUGAGGUGGGAACUAAGCAGUUGUGAUGGGCUAGCCUACUGGGAUGAUGCUUUUGAUUCAGUUAGGUCGAAAUGCAGUUGGGAGAGGUUUUUGGUCUUGCAAAAUGAAUCAGGACUGUGCAUUGUUCGUGCUAGUGUCAUUGGUUUCAGCGAUACCGUCAUUGAUCAUUAUUCUGCUCAACUGCUAGAAAGUUCAGAGACUGUUCUUACAGAUGCAAUAAAAUUACAGCUUGUUUCUACUAUUAGUGUUUACCCAGAGUUCAACUUGCUAUUUUUCAAUCCUGAUGCCAAGGUAAAUCUGUCAAUUAUUGGUGGAAGCUGUUUCUUGGAAGCAGUUGUGAAUGAUUCUCGAGUGGUAGAAGUUGUUCCACCCCCACUGGGUUUACAAUGCUCACAAUUGAUGUUGUCUCCUAAAGGGUUGGGUACUGCAUUUGUGACAGUUCGUGAUAUUGGACUUGCUCCUCCAAUUACAGCUUCUGCUGUGGUCCAAGUUGCAGAUAUAGACUGGAUUAGGAUUACAUCACAAGAGGAGCUUUGCCUUAUGGAAGGAAGCUCACAAACCAUUAACCUAAUGGCUGGGAUUAAUGAUGGAAGUACUUUUGACUCUUCUCAGUAUGCUUACAUGAAUAUUCAUGUCCAUAUUGAGGAUCACAUAGUUGAACUCGUAGGCAUUGAUGAUACCUCGAGUCCUCAUGGUGGACACGUGAAAGGGCCGAACUUUAAAAUUAUGGGGACACGUCUGGGAAUCACAACUCUUUAUGUCAGUGCUUCACAGCAAUCUGGACAUGAAAUUUUGAGUCAGCCAAUAAAGGUCGAAGUUUAUGCACCACCAAGAAUUCACCCUCCUAAUAUUUUCCUGGCACCAGGUGCAUCAUAUGUGCUUACUGUUGAAGGAGGCCCAACUAUCGGAGUGUAUGUUGAGUAUGCUAGUAUGGAUGAGGGGAUUGCAACAAUUCAGAAAUCUUCAGGAAGAUUGUCUGCAAAUUUACCUGGCAAUACUACUGUUCUUGCCUCGGUUUUUGGCAAAGGAGAUACUGUAAUUUGUCAAGCAUAUGGCAGUGUCAAAAUAGGAGUUCCAUCUGUGAUGACUUUGAAUGUACAAAGUGAUCAACUUGGCGUUGGGCGUGAGAUGCCAAUAUAUCCUGUGUUUCCUGAGGGACAUUUGUUUUCUUUUUAUGAGCUCUGCAAAAAUUAUCAGUGGACUGUAGAAGAUGAAAAGGUGUUGGGUUUCCUUGUGUCAAAGCAUUCGCAUGGGGAAAUGUAUAAAUCCCUGAUGGCUACUUCAAAAGAAGUUCAAUUCACUAGUUAUUUGGAAGAGAAAGAACUUGGUUUUAUCAAGGUUUUGUAUGGAAGAUCUGCAGGCAGGGCAAAUGUCAAUGUCACAUUCUCAUGUGAUUUUAUAACUCCUGGUUCUAACUCAGGGUCAAGGUUUUACAGUGCAUCAGUAUCAUUAUUGGUGGUGGCAGAUCUCCCUCUAGCUCUUGGAGUUCCCAUAACCUGGGUUCUUCCUCCCCAUUAUACUACAACAAGUUUAUUGCCUUCAUCUUCAGAAUCGUAUGGCCAGUGGGAUGGUCAAAGUCGGAAAGGAACUAUUGUAUAUUCAUUAUUAAGAUGUUUUGGUGAGAAGAAUGAAGCUGUGCAGAAAGAUUCUAUUUCCAUUCACAGGGAUAGGAUAAAGACAACAGACAGCAACAAUCUUGCAUGCAUUCAAGGAAAAGAUCGUACAACAGGAAGAAUUGAGAUUGCCUCUUGUGUUCGGGUCGCUGAGGUGGCUCAAAUAAGGAUAACAAAUAAGGAGUUCCCAUUUCAUGUAAUCAAUCUUGCUGUUGGUGCUGAUCUAAAACUGCCAAUAAGCUAUUCUGAUACUCUAGGAAAUCCUUUUUAUGAAGCACACAAUGCAGUUCUUUUCCAUGCUGAAACUAACUACCCUGAUAUUGUCCUCAUAAACAACACACAUGAUGACGAUGGAAAUAUUCAUCUCAAGGCAUUACGACAUGGAAGAGCUCUCAUACGAGUAUCAAUGAGUAGUUCACCAUUGAAGUCAGACUAUAUUCUGAUUUCAGUUGGUGCCCAUGUACACCCUCAAAAUCCAGUCUUACACAAAGGAAGUUAUCUGAACUUCAGUAUAGAAGGUUUAAAUGAUCAAGAUUCUGGCAAGUGGUUUACUGCCAACGAAAGUGUUGUAUCUGUGGACAUGCCAUCUGGAAUAGCUGAAGCAGUUGGGGAAGGUUCAACCCAAGUUAUUUUCGAGGGUUCUGGUCUGAAACUGCAAACACUGGUUACGGUACUCAUGGGGGAUAUUGUUUCUGUGGAUGCUCCAAAAGAGACGCUGACAAAUGUUCCUUUUCCCACAAAAGGAUAUAACUUCUUGGUGAAGUUCAGUAAUGCUUACGGCAACAACUUUGGACCUCUUGGAAACAGUGAGGAAGUCCCAUAUGACUGUAUUGUGGACCCUCCUUUUGUUGGGUAUGCAAAGCCAUGGGUGGAUCUUAACACUGGCAGCUCAUAUUGCCUCUUUUUCCCUUACUCACCAGAGCACUUGGUACGCUCUAUACCCAAGUCAAAGGACAUGAAACCAGAUAUAUCUGUUUCCAUGAGUGCAUCAAUGAGAGGAGCUAAAUAUGCCUCAGGAUCUGCAUCUGGUCUUUUUAUUGGAGGGUUUUCGGUAUUAGAAACGGGCAAGAAUUUAAAGCAGUUGAAUCUGACACCAGGCUCUAACAAGACAAUCAUAACCAUCUUGGGGAAUACAGAUGUCGAAAUCCAUUGGCACAAUCAGGAUCAGAUCAUGAUCAUCCCCAUCUAUAGAGAAGAAUCUGGAAUUGGUGGGCGGGCACAGUAUGAGAUCAAAGUGCUAGGAACAAAAAGUUUUGAAGACAAAAUCAUCAUCACGCUCCCAGCUAAUGGUCAGAGAGUGGAAAUAGAUGUUGCCUACCAACCUGUAGAAAGAGCAGCGGCAUCAGGAACUAUCAUAAAUAAAACCCUUUGGGCAAGUGUGGUUGGGUGCUUUGUGCUAUUGGUAUUGACAGCGGCCAUCUUCAUCUGUUACUUGGACAGGCCUGGCAGAUCUCAGACAUCCACUGCUCCUGCACCUGCUCCUGCUACUCCCACUGUCCCAGCACCCAUGACCCCUGUUCGUGGCAGCCCUGCUGUUUUGAACGAACAGUCUCCUCAAACACCUCAGCCUUUUGUUGACUAUGUAAGAAGAACAAUAGAUGAAACUCCAUACUACAGGCAAGAGGGAAGGAGGAGAAAAAUCUUUAUAGGGGGCUUAGCGCGAGAGACAACCGAUGCACAAUUUGUCAAGCACUUCGGUAAAUAUGGUGAUAUUAUUGAUUCUGUGAUAAUGAAGGACCGGAAGACUGGGCAGCCCCGAGGAUUUGGGUUUGUGACUUAUGCAGAACCCUCUGUGGUUGAUAAAGUCAUUGAGGAUACCCAUGUUAUUAAUGGGAAACAAGUGGAAAUUAAGCGGACUAUCCCGAAGGGAGCUAUUGGGUCUAAGGAUAUCAGGACUAAGAAGAUUUUUGUGGGUGGAAUUCCUGCAACUGUGAAUGAAGAUGAGUUCAGGGACUUCUUUGCGCAAUUUGGAGAGGUCAAGGAACACCAGAUCAUGCGGGACCAUUCCACCAGUCGUUCUCGUGGGUUUGGGUUUAUUUCCUUUGAUACAGAGCAAGCAGUUGAUGAUCUCUUGUCCAGGGGUAACAGACUGGAGCUGGCAGGAGCUCAGGUGGAAAUAAAAAAGGCCGAGCCAAAGAAGCCAAACCCACCACCUGCCCCAUCCAGGCGUUAUAAUGAUUCUAGGCCCGCAUUUAGUGGUGGGUUCAGAGAUAGUGGUUAUGGUGGAUUCGGAGGCAGUAGCUUUGGAGGUGGCAGUGGUGGUGGAUAUAGGUCAGGUGGACCCUAUGGUGGUGGCAGGAGCAGCGCUUAUGGUGGUUAUGGUGGAAGUGAAUUUGGUGGUUAUGGAGGAUAUGGUGUUGGUGGUGGUAUGGCAACUUACAGGGAAGAGCCCUAUCUAGGAUACUCGAGUCGUUAUGGAGGAGGAGGCUUUAGCAGAGGUUAUGAUCUAGGAGGCAGUUAUGGUGGACCUAGUGAGAGUUAUGGGGGAUAUGCUAGUGGUGGUAGUGGUGCUGCUGGUGGCGGCUAUGGGAGUAGUUAUGAUGCCAGUCUUGGUGGUGCCUAUGGAGGGGGUAGUGCCUCCUUCUAUGGGAGUAGAGGGGGGUAUGGUGGUGGUGCAGGGAGUGGUAGUCGAUACCAUCCUUAUUCAAGGUAGAAGUCAUUGGAGGAGGAAUAUUAGGAUUAUAAUUUAUAAGCGUACGGAAAAAUGCGAACCUGUCUCAGUUUGUAGCAUUGAGUUUCAAGUUUGUUAGCUUAUGUUUUCGGAUUCUUUUAUUUUGUUGAGGAGGUGGUUUUGAAUGUUUUUACCCUUCUGUCCUAGUAGUGCAAGAUAAAAGAUCUGAUUUUAACUUUUCAUUCGGUCGACAUUAAUGAGCUGCAAAUUGUGCAGAUGAUUGUAUUAUCUCUGGUUCUUGAAAGGUUACCUGCAGACAUAAGUGGCAAUUAAUCUUCUUAACAUUGUGUUUACUCA